Pezoporus flaviventris is the source of this 1850-nucleotide messenger RNA. RefSeq names its product glutamyl-tRNA synthetase 2, mitochondrial (gene EARS2). The record is from RefSeq and is a predicted model, not a curated record. NCBI's taxonomy places the organism in Eukaryota, Metazoa, Chordata, Aves, Psittaciformes, Psittacidae. The coding region runs from base 1 to 1536 and encodes 511 amino acids. Gene Ontology annotation, molecular function: ATP binding; tRNA binding; glutamate-tRNA ligase activity. The transcript is spliced from 9 exons. Gene Ontology annotation, biological process: glutamyl-tRNA aminoacylation.
AUGGCGCGGGCGCUGCGCGGCGCCGCGGGGCCGGUGCGGGGCCUCGGCUCGGGGCCCGGCGGGGAGCGGGGCCCGCGGGUGCGGUUCGGGCCCAGCCCCACAGGUUUUCUGCAUUUGGGUGGCCUUCGAACCGCUUUGUACAAUUACAUUUUUGCCAAAAAGCACCAAGGGACCUUUAUUUUGAGAGUGGAGGAUACGGAUCAAAACCGAGUGGUGCCUGGAGCUGCAGAAGGAAUAGAAGACAUGCUGGAUUGGGCAGGUAUUCCCCCUGAUGAGAGUCCUCGCCGCGGUGGCUCCUUUGGCCCCUACCAGCAGUCGCACAGGCUGGAGCUGUACCGGAGUGCCAGCGCCGAGCUGCUGGAGCGGGGCGCAGCGUAUCGCUGCUUCUGCACCCCGCAGCGCCUGGACCUGCUGAAGAAGGAGGCUCUGCGCAGCCAGCAGACCCCGCGGUACGACAACCGGUGUCGGCACCUGACGCCUACCGAAGUGGCUCAGAAGCUGUCACAGGGCCUCGACUGGGUGGUGCGCUUCCGGCUGGAGAAGGGGGUAGAACCCUUUCAGGACCUGGUCUAUGGCUGGACCAAGCACGAAGUGGCUGAGGUGGAGGGUGACCCGGUGAUCCUCAAAGGGGAUGGCUUUCCCACGUACCACCUGGCGAACGUGGUGGAUGAUCAUCACAUGGGCAUCAGCCACGUCCUGCGCGGAACUGAGUGGCUGACUUCAACGUCCAAGCACCUCCUCCUCUACAGAGCCUUUGGCUGGGAUCCCCCUCAGUUUGGUCACCUCCCGCUGCUUCUGAACAAGUACGGGGGCAAGCUGUCCAAAAGGCAGGGGGACAUCUUCCUGGAGCGCUUCGCUCAGGAUGGCUACUUGCCAGAGGCUCUGCUGGACAUCAUAACCAACUGUGGCUCGGGAUUCCCAGCGAACCAGAUGGGGAGGACCUUGGAGGAGCUGAUCAUGCAGUUUGAAGUAGACAGAAUUACCACCCAUUCUGCCCUCCUGGAUCUGGAAAAGCUCCCGGAAUUCAACAGGAUUCACCUCACCCGUCACAUAGAGAACGAAGGCCUGCGACAGAAGCUGAUUAAAGAGCUGCAGUUGCUGGUGGAGCAGGUCUAUGGGGAUCAGCAAGUGGAUCAAGAGGUUCUAGAAAAGGACUAUGUGGAGCGAGUUCUCCUGCUGAGAAAGGGCCACAUAAGCUUCCUGAAGAAUCUGGUGUCCAGUGAUUAUUCUUACCUAUGGGUCAGGCCCUCGGUGUCCCGAGAGCAGCUACAAAGUAUGUCUGGGGAAGCAGAUGAAAUAGGAAAACUGGUCUUAGGGCUCAUGACAAGGCAGGCGGCUGUUUUGACCGUGGAGGAGUUGAACAAAGACCUGAGAAGCCUCCACCAGCAAACCAAAGAGACCAAGUACAGCAACGUGAUGCAGCUCCUUCGCUUGGCUCUCAGCGGACAGCAGUGUGGGCCGAGCGUUGCCGAGAUGAUGGUGACUUUGGGACCCAAAGAAGUGUGUGGACGGAUACACAAAGCCCUGUCCAGCUAAUGCCAGAUCUGAGCUCCAGGAAUGACCUGGCAGGCAGCCCAUGGACUUGGAUGGUGUAGGCAGCACCCGUCGGAGUCCCAGACUUGUAGUUUUUGAUCUCAACAUGAUGAUCUUUAAUCAGACGAGCUGAGCUUUAGACCAGGCAGGUGUCAUCGUGGUGUGUCCAGGUCUGUAUGUAUCUGCACUAAGCAUAAGCCACUUUGGCUGAGAGAGGAACCAAAUACAGAUUGAGGUCCGUCCUCCUGCUGUCACCUCAUGCAACUAGCCUGGUUUGCAGGCUGGGAGAACAAGAUGUUUAUCUCUGGUUAAAUUCA